Messenger RNA from Plutella xylostella (diamondback moth), 3454 nucleotides. RefSeq names its product moesin (gene Moe). NCBI's taxonomy places the organism in Eukaryota, Metazoa, Arthropoda, Insecta, Lepidoptera, Plutellidae. Gene Ontology annotation, cellular component: cytoskeleton. Gene Ontology annotation, molecular function: actin binding. The record is from RefSeq and is a predicted model, not a curated record.
GACAACACCGUUUACCACGUCACGUAUUUGAAGUUGUCACAUCGCGAUAUUUUUGUGGCUCUUCGGUAGGGUGUGUGCAUUCUUUAUGUGUGUUGUGCUACUUAUGUGGAUUAUAAGGUGAUAAUUAUUUCUUUACCGGAUAGUGACACGACAUCGUCAAGAUGCCGAAAUCGAUGAACGUCCGUGUGACGACGAUGGACGCGGAGCUGGAGUUCGCGAUCCAGCAGACCACGACCGGCAAGCAGCUCUUCGACCAGGUCGUCAAGACCAUCGGCCUGCGCGAGGUCUGGUUCUUCGGCCUCCAGUACACCGACUCCAAGGGCGACCUCACCUGGAUCAAGCUGUACAAGAAGGUGAUGCAGCAGGACGUGAAGAAGGAGAACCCGCUGCAGUUCAAGUUCCGCGCCAAGUUCUACCCGGAGGACGUGGCCGACGAGCUCAUCCAGGAGAUCACGCUCAAGCUCUUCUACCUGCAGGUGAAGAACGCGAUCCUGUCGGACGAGAUCUACUGCCCGCCGGAGACGUCGGUCCUGCUCGCGUCGUACGCCGUGCAGGCGCGCCACGGAGACCACGCGCCCGCGCUGCACGCGCCCGGCUUCCUCGCCAACGACAGACUGUUGCCCCAGCGCGUCACCGACCAGCACAAGAUGUCCCGUGAGGAAUGGGAGCAGAGCAUCAGCAACUGGUGGCAGGAACACCGCGGCAUGUUGCGCGAGGACGCCAUGAUGGAGUACCUGAAGAUAGCUCAGGACCUCGAGAUGUACGGAGUCAACUACUUCGAGAUCCGCAACAAGAAGAACACGGAGCUGUGGCUGGGGGUGGACGCGCUGGGGCUGAAUAUCUAUGAGAAGGAUGAUAAACUGACGCCAAAAAUCGGCUUCCCGUGGUCGGAAAUCCGCAACAUCUCGUUCAACGACCGCAAGUUCAUCAUCAAGCCGAUAGACAAGAAGGCGCCAGACUUCGUGUUCUUCGCGCCACGAGUUCGUGUGAACAAGCGUAUACUGGCGCUGUGCAUGGGCAACCACGAGCUGUACAUGCGCAGGCGCAAGCCGGACACUAUUGAUGUGCAGCAGAUGAAGGCACAGGCUAGAGAGGAGAAGAUGGCUAAGCAACAGCAGAGAGAGAAGCUGCAGCUGGAGAUCGCGGCGCGCGAGAGGGCCGAGAAGAAGCAGCAGGAGUACGAAGACCGGCUGCGACACAUGCAGGAGGAGAUGGAGCGCUCGCAGGCGAACCUCGUCGAAGCCCAGGACAUGAUCCGGCGGCUGGAGGAGCAGCUGAAGCAGCUUCAAGCGGCCAAGGAGGAGCUGGAACACCGCCAGAACGAACUGCAGGCCAUGAUGACGCGGCUCGAGGAGACCAAGAACAUGGAAGCGGCCGAGCGCGCCAAGCUCGAAGAAGAGAUCCGCACCAAGCAGGAAGAAGUCUCGCGCAUCCAACAAGAGGUGGAGACCAAGGACUCGGAGACCAGGCGUCUGCAGGAGGAGGUGGAGGAGGCACGGCGCAAGCAGGACGAGGCAGCAGCCCUGCUAGCCGCGGCCACGACGCCCGCGCACCACCACGUCUCUGAAAGCGGCGAGGCGGACGCGGCGUCCGACGGCGCGUCCGACAGCGGCGGCGGCGAGCUGUCCCGCGCGCCCGACGACCUCGUGGACCCCGUGCACGAGAGACGCACGCUGCAGCAGCGGAACGAGCGCCUGCAUAAUCAGCUCAAGGCGCUGAAGGAGGACCUGGCGCAGUCGCGCGACGAGACCAAGGAGACGUCCAUGGAUAAAAUCCACCGCGAGAACGUGCGUCAGGGCCGCGACAAGUACAAGACCCUGCGCGAGAUCCGCAAGGGCAACACCAAGCGCCGCGUCGACCAGUUCGAGAACAUGUAGGCGGUGGCAACCCUGCGUCCACUAACACCCGCAUGGACGAAAAGCCCGCAACCCUAAAGGAGAGAGGAAAACUUUUUGGAAUAAGGAAUAAACAUUUGUAGAAAAGAGUAUUUUUUGAUAAUCACACGCCUUGGGAUUGCGGGCUUUUUAGUAACGGUUUCUGUAGUUACGGUAUUCGGUAAGCACCCGGACAGCUGUUGGUUGGUAUUAGACGUUGCGCCUCGCGUUGACCUACAAUAGUGCCAAAACACUUUACGAUGUAAAUUCUGUUGAUGCGAUUCGAUUCUAGCUUAAUAACGUGUUAAGUUUAAAAGAAUCUAUUUUUAUUAUUACAAUUUCUAUAUAUUGGGGGCCGACAGCGUCUAAGCUUGUUCGAGGUAUAUAUUUGUAAGUUGAUUGUUUACUUUGAAAGACAAGUAUUAUUUCCGAAUCAGCGGCUGAAUUUACGAUAAACCGUCCAACGUGAUAGUUAGUUGCCGGAUUUUAACUUUUGUAACGAAGCAAUAGAGGUCAAAUUAGAAUGGUGGUGCUUACGUGUGUUUAGAUACUUGUCGAUAGAGUCGGGACUAUAUGUAAAUAUUGAUUAUUACUUAAUAGUAAUUUUAUUUUAGACCGUAAUGUGCUAUAACCGAAUAUACAAUUUAAUUUGGAUUCUUGGAUUGAUAACCGUGAGCUGUUUGUUCUGCAUUCGGCACGCAAGGCGCUCAGUUCCUCAGUUUUAAUUCGUUUUACAUGAAUUUUAUUCGCUAACAAUAAUUAUAUAUACUUAAAAUACUUAACGGGAAAUGUGAGUCAAUAAAUUGUAGCGCUGUGUGCUCAUAAAGUUAUUCAGUACUUCUUAUUGUGGUAGAUAUAUUUUAAUAUAGUUUGCCUGUUGAUUAUGUUAGUGAAGUGGGCGUAUACACGAUAUAUGUAUUGUAUGUAUGUACGACCGACGGUCAGUACUGUGUUCAUAUCUAGAUCGGGACCCUUUCUAUAUAUUUACAUGAAUAUAAGCUGCGGUGGGUCUUGUGGCAACCCUGGCGGCCAUCUUGCGCCGGUGUUGCCAGGGGCUAAAGGGACGGGGUCAAGCCCCUUAUUUAUUUUUAUAAUCAUUUAUAUUAUAUUCUAGAUAUAGGAGUUGAAUUAGAGCUUCAAAAUGUUAUCGAUCACUUCAGUUUGUUAUUUACUUGAUGUUUGUUCUGUAAAUUGCUGAUAUUAAUAUGUAUAAUGAGCGGCGCAGCGAGCUCGCGCAGUCACAUCGGGCCUAAUCUACUUAUUGUAAGAACAAAUUUUAAAAUUCGAAAUAGCAGUUAAAAAUAUUUAAAAAGUGUAUGCUAAGUGGAAGUGUAUAAUGUUUUAUUUUUUAAGUGAAAAAGGCAUUCCAUAUUAUGUUUCUCGGGUUGAGUUGUGUAGCCCGGGCCCAGGCCGGCUCACAGUGCCAUGCAGCCCCUCUCCGUCUGUACAUACAGCCUGUAGCAGAUCCUCUACAACAGUAUUCAGCUAUUGUUCUUGUCAUUAUUUUCUAAAAUUAUACAAUACCAUGUUGCCUUUCAAUCUAGGAUGAAACUUUUUCCAAUAAAAUGUUUAAGUAAAUA